Messenger RNA from Tarenaya hassleriana, 1050 nucleotides. RefSeq lists its product as uncharacterized. Bases 1 to 1050 code for a protein of 349 amino acids. Gene Ontology annotation, biological process: DNA transposition. Lineage: Eukaryota; Viridiplantae; Streptophyta; Magnoliopsida; Brassicales; Cleomaceae. The transcript has 4 exons. Gene Ontology annotation, molecular function: DNA binding; transposase activity; zinc ion binding. The record is from RefSeq and is a predicted model, not a curated record.
AUGUUGCAAAAGAGAAAUCCCGGAACAAUUGUCGGUCUUGAGUUGGACAAAGAUGACAAAAGUUUCAAAUAUCUCUUCUUCGCAUUGGGUGCAGCGGUAAGAGGAUGGAAUUACAUGCGUAAAGUGGUUGCGAUUGAUGCAACAUUUCUCACAGGACAAUACAAGGGUACAUUGGUCGUUGCAACGGCACAAGACGAUGGACCUGAUGUUGUCGUGAUUUCUGAUCGACAUAGGAGUAUAAUAAAGGCCGUCAGCGAAGUGUCCAAAGAAGCAGGGCACGGAUUUUGUGCGAGACAUAUAGCGCAAAAUUUGAAAGUCAAGGUUAACAGAGGCAUGGGAAGGAAAAGUUCGAGAGGUGAGACCAUUGCCGAAUGGUUCUUCAAAUGCGCGGAAGCUUAUACGUUGAACGAAUUUGAAGACCUGUUUAAUGAUAUGAAGGACAGGUAUCCUAAAGUCGCGGAGUAUAUGCAGAAAGAAAAACUUGAUCUCGAGAAAUGGACAAGAUAUAGAGUGGAAACAGGAUGUGCCGAUGAUUCACAAAAAAUGACACCGCAUGUUGACAAAGUGCUCCAUGAGAGGUAUGAGACUGCAUGUACGUAUGAAUUCAUUGUGCUAAACACUGUUACAGAGGAGUUUGAAGUGAGGGGUGAAAAGGAUAGAAAACACUUUGUUAGCAUUGAAGAUAGAAAGUGCAAUUGUAGGGUGUUUGAUAUCGAUAAGAUCCCAUGCAACCAUGCAAUUGCAGCACUUCAUAAGGUUGGUAAAGCGAAUGUUAUACCAGACUUGUGUUCUCCAUAUUAUACGCGGGAGGCAUGGCGUCUUGCCUAUCAGGAAACCAUGUAUCCGGUCCCCAAUUGCUAUGAAUGGAUUAUCGAUGACCCGAAUGUUGUAAAUCUUGUAGUUAUGCCUCCUAUAAUGGAUGAGAAACGACAAUGUGGGAGGCCUAAACAAAAUCGGUAUCCUGGUCCUGGUGAAGCACGGAAGAGAAUCAAAUGUGUAGCGGGAACAUCAACAUCGGCAAUGUCAGAGAGAACAACUAUUUUGGAGUGA